AUGCACACUCCACACAGACAGCACUCCAUUCUCCAAGGGCCCCAGUGCUGUGAGGCAGCCAUACUAACCACUGGGCCAUGAAGCUGCCCUGCUAUAUAAGUGCAGGUGCAUAUUACUGUGACCUGUCCUGAAUUAUUUAAUUGUAAGGAGGUAUUCUGUCCUUCAAAUCUGGGAAGCUUUUUGUGCAUGUCAGGAUGUUUGAAAUAAAAUGAAUGACACAGCACCCGGAGCCUGAUGUGCACAAGAAAAGUGUUGGAUGCUGCUGGUACUUCCAAAGUUGGAGCCAACAUUAAUUUACACUCAUUUAGGCAUUGGGUUAUUCUUACACAUUGCACUAAAUGUCUGUAAUUAACAGUCAGUUUCUCCUAACUCAUUUUGGAGUACUGCUUUGAAAUCUUACUUGGUAAAGAAAUGAAGUCUUAUGAAACCAUAACUAAGUCAUAACUGAUAUCUUGGCUCUUGUGUAAAAUUUGAUGUUUAAUUUACAUUAAUUUUAUUUGAAGCAGUGGUUGGCUCAAUUCGUAUAGAUUUGCAGGUCAUUAGCUGAGAAGGUAUCUACAGAACCAGGUGGCCUAUGGCCGCAGUCCAGGUACCAUAUACCUUUGUAAAUUAAAAGCAUGUGUCGCUGUGAAGCAGGAUUCUACAGCACUGUUUACAGGACACCUGUAGCUGAGGCGUUGUCCUCUUCUCUGAACUGUAAAGUCUAGAAAACGCGACAGGAUUCUGUGUCAGCGCUGUGAAAGGUGUGUUCUUCCUGUGCAAACUGCGAGCGACACGUGAUGGUGAGCCACGUGACCUGGUCUUGUCAUAUGGGAAGGGUGCGAUACUGGAGCACCUGUUGUCGAGCCAGGUGUCAUUUUGUCCAGCCGCUCAACAGGUAAAUCAGGCCGAACUUGGCGAGUGAGUGAGCCAAUCUUAAAGCUAAACGGGUUUUUUUUAAAGAUGCAUAUAUUUUUUUUUUAAUAAAGGUGCUGAAAUCGUUGCUUUAGUGACAACCACGUAAUGCUUUGUGGACUUUAACCUUCCGAAGUAGACGACUGUUAAAUAAGGAAGUAUUAAACUUUUUUUUUAGUUACAGGAGAACUGACAGCUCUACCUGGCCAGGAAGCCACUUAAACCUUACGAUGUUUCGCACUCGGUGAUUCCGGAAAUCGAGUGUUUAAAGUCUGUUUUUGAUUUUUGGAGAUGUAGCCCUUGGAAAAUAACGCAGUUUAGCUGACGUCGGAGGUGAACAGAUUUAUUAACCUCGUUAAGUAAAACGCCGUUAUAGGUGCUGAAAGCUUGCAGUGCCUGUUUUGCAAAGGUAGAAAAGACGCAGUGACAGCAAUUACUUUUCGCCGGGACUCAGUUACUUGGUAACAACAGAAACUAAUACAUUGCGCUGAGAUUGAUUUGGGUGCCGGCGGAGCUCUAAGAUGAACAGCUCCGGAGAGGAAAUGCCAGCUGGCUUCGUGACGGCAAAUUUGUCAUAUGCAAAGGAUUCGAGAUCUCAGCCGCUGUCGUCUGUGUUGUCAGACGACACAGACCGUCGAAAUGGAACAGUUUUGAUUUCCAAAAACUCAACCAUCAGCGAAGAUCAGCUGUUCCUGAACACCGCAGCGGCACAAGUGCUGUCUGGGAUCUUUGUCUGGUCUGCUCUCUUACUGACCUGCCACCAGAUCUAUAUGCACCUGCGGUCUUACACUGUACCAAAUGAGCAGCGCUACAUCAUCCGUAUCCUCUUUAUCGUUCCGAUCUAUGCCUUCGACUCUUGGCUCAGCCUGCUGUUCAUCAGCAAUGGCCAGUACUAUGUUUACUUUGACUCCGUGCGGGACUGCUAUGAAGCAUUUGUUAUUUACAACUUUCUCAGUCUGUCUUUUGAGUAUCUGGGAGGUGAAAGUGGAAUCAUGUCAGAAAUCCGAGGAAAACCCAUUCAGUCAAGCUGCUUGUAUGGCACCUGCUGUUUGGGAGGAAUGAGCUAUUCCAUCGGAUUUUUGCGAUUCUGCAAACAGGCAACUCUGCAGUUCUGUGUUAUAAAACCCAUUAUGGCUGUCAUCACCAUUCUGUUGCAAGCGUUCGGCAAAUAUCAUGAUGGAGACUUCAAUGUGAACAGUGGGUACCUCUAUAUUACCAUCAUCUACAAUUUCUCCGUCAGCCUGGCUCUGUACGCACUCUUUCUCUUCUACUUCGCCACCAGCGACCUGCUCCGCCCUUACGAGCCCGUUCUCAAAUUCCUCACCAUCAAGUCCGUGAUUUUCCUCUCGUUCUGGCAAGGCAUGCUGCUGGCCAUCUUGGAGCGAUGCGACGUGAUCCCUAAGGCCCUGUAUAUCGAUGGCCAUAAGGUGGGAGCCGGGACAGUGGCCGCAGGCUGGCAGAACUUCAUCAUCUGUAUCGAGAUGUUCUUCGCCGCCAUAGCGCUGCGAUACGCCUUCACGUGCAGAGUGUACCAGGAGAAGAAGAGCGACACGCCAGAUAACAUUGCCCCAAUGCAGAGCAUCUCCAGUGGCUUGAAGGAGACGAUAAACCCCAACGACAUGGUCCAGGAUGCCAUCCACAACUUCUCCCCCGCCUACCAGCAGUACACCCAGCAGUCCACACAGGAGGUGGACCAGCCCCAUCAGAACGGGAAGACGGGCUCUGGCGGUGGGGUUAAACGGCCAAAAAGAAACGACAAGAUGAUGCUGAUCACCUCGGACGACGAAUUCUAGAUCCUGGGGACAGCACACAAUCUAGGGUCAUUCCGCACUGUAGCUGCUGCCCCCGGAGGACCCUCCCUGUCCCACCCAAAGAAUAUGAACACGCGCCGGACUUCAGAGGCAAGGCGGGCGCGUCGGCCACCAGCUUCGUCUCGUCCGCGGGGUGCCGAGACGGAGACUCCGGUGGGUCUCUGAGCAUACCUUAUCCUGCAAAAUGUUUACUAAAAAAAAAAUACAGAAAUGAAAACGUGUGUUGGUAUGAACGAUCGGGCAGAAGCCGUUGUUUUAAAAAGGGAGAAAGCGCCAAAUGUACUUUUUGAGUUCCUGUGUUAUGGAAGAGGAAGCUGUCCGGUACAUCAAGUCUACAGAUUGCCAUCUGUGGGGCUGGGCGACUUGAUCAAUCAUUGUUGAUAUACGAGUAAGUGACAGACAAGCCACAGAAAGCCACCACUUUAUUUGAUUCAUGUCGGUUUAAAGAAGAGGCUUAUGAGUUUCGUGAAUCGGGAAUAGAGAAGACGGGCUGUAACUGCAGGCUGUCGUUGAGAUGCUCAUCUCUGCUGUUAGCAAAACGGAAACAAAAAGCCCACUGAAGCUGUUGAGCUCAUUAAUAGAAAUGCUGUGGAACUGUCGGCUGCACAGAAGACUUCACGUCAGCCUUCAGACAACAGACACUGCUGGCGUGUUCACGGAGCAGGAGAAGGGCCCUGAGAGCAAAGCUGCUGAUGAGUCUGUUUCUUGUUUCCUCUGCUGUAUUAUGACAUGCCAUGCACAAACCAAGGAACGUGCAUUCUACAUCCCCAUUGGAAGAACAGGACUGGCUGAACAAGUGAAUUCACAUAGGGAUCUGUAAAGUAUUGUAGGUAGCACCAACACUGUCAAGAAUGUGUGUUCUAAAAUAAAUGGUUCUGUAAUUAGGCAAUGAUUGUACAGUAUGUUCUUGUUGCAAUUUCUGAAAACUAAUAAAUACACCUGUAAGAAAGUAGACGUUGGUAUACGUAUCGUAGCUGUUGUAGUGUCUGGGUGUGAAAAUGCUUACAGUAUAUACUCACUUGCUGGGGUUUCAUCUUCUCCUAAACUUAACAUUUCUUUGUAAUGUUUUGAUAAUGGGAUACAAAAUCAUUAAUCAAGCAUGCCUUCUAUUUUAACUUUACAUUGUGAUGGUAAUGCGCAAGCAGAAAGAAAAACACUCCUUUACAUUGUCUACAUAUCUCCAUAUUAAUAACAUCGGUGUUUGCAAUUAAAUAUUUGCAUUUUUACAGUCUUUCUUUUCUUAGUGUCCUUUCUCCUGUUGGAAAGAUUUAAAAAAAACUGAACAUGGUCUUUGGACUAUUUUCUCACACAGUUCCUUUGUCUGAUGAUGAUCUUUUUACAGUUGCUCUCCCUUGUCACCAUAUUAACAGUUUGCACAAAACUGAAGACAUUCAAUGUUUCCUGUCAUUCGUCUCAAUUUAGUCAAAUCCAGUCUUGCUGUGUUUUGCUCAUAUAGUAUAUUUCUCAAAUACGUGUGCAUACAGUACAUGAAUACUGUACUUUGGUUCUUAUCAAGAAUGAUCUGGUCGACUGCUGUGUGCUUUUAGAGGUUGAAGAUGUAUUAUGUAUAACAGUGUUGUUCUGUUUCCUCAGUAACUACCAAGUAGAUGGCAACUUGAAAAAGCACUUCUACUGAAGUAGAAAUGGUGGUUAUCUUAUAUCCUGGAGGUAGGAAGCUAUCAGAAGCCUUGUUGUGUGAUAAAGAUCAAUUUCUAUUCAAAUGUACAGUUUUCACCUGUGCCAAUGCCCUACCCCAUGUUUAAUCAAGCUACGAGAAUAGAGAUUCAUGCAAUUUUUCUGCAUUACAAAAAAAUAUUUUUGGGGGCAUACACUUUUCUUGAAAUAUGUUGUGCAUCUGUCCUACUUCAGCCUUGGCCAGGGAAUGAUUCUGCUCAAAUACAAUUAUACAGUACUUUGUAUUUCACAAAUUCUCUGACUGUUUAGUAAUAAAGCUACAGUACUGCUGUAUACAUUUAAAAUAAAACCAUUAUCCAUA
Molecule: messenger RNA, 4701 nt
Organism: Lepisosteus oculatus (spotted gar)
Lineage: Eukaryota; Metazoa; Chordata; Actinopteri; Semionotiformes; Lepisosteidae
Source: RefSeq, a predicted model, not a curated record